CAGUUGAUCUAUGUAUUGAAGUGUGUAGAGAGGUAAAGUUAGCAUGAGAAGUUGAUGUUGCAGUUGCAGUAGUAAGCUGUUGAAUCGUUAUUGGAUAAUGUAGUGUUGAUUAUUUUUUAUAAUAAUUUAAUUGUUAUUUAACUUUCUAAUAAUGUGAUUCUAUAUUAGAAUUGAUUAUGAAACGUAGUACUAGUUAAAAUGACAGCUAGUGUAAUUUUAUGAUAAAUAGAUAUCUCUUAAAAUUUGUUUCCGUGCUGUGAGAAAAUGUCAAGAUCUGGGAUGAUUCAUAAGCUUCUGUGAAUGUUAUCAGUGUACAUUUGUAUUUUAAAAAUUUUGGGUUAUUUUGUGUAUCGAAUUUGCUGUGAUAAAUCAAUAUGGCAAGAGAAUAUGAUCAUCUAUUCAAAUUAUUGAUAAUUGGAGACAGUGACGUUGGCAAAAGUUCACUUCUAGUAAGAUUUGCAGACAAUACUUUCUCUGGCAAUUAUAUAACAACCAUAGGAGUGGAUUUUAAAAUCCGCACAGUGGAGGUCGAUGGAGAAAAGGUGAAACUGCAGAUAUGGGAUACGGCAGGCCAGGAGAGAUUUAGAACAAUCACAUCUACGUAUUACAGAGGAACGCAUGGUGUGAUUGUAGUUUACGAUGUAACCAGUGGUGAGUCUUUCGCAAAUGUUAAGAGAUGGCUUCAUGAAAUUGAACAAAACUGUGAGGUUGUGAACAGGAUAUUAGUUGGAAAUAAAAAUGAUGCGCCUGAUAGAAAAGUGGUACUCACCGAAGACGCCCAACGUUUUGCAGACCAAAUGCGAAUUCAACUCUUUGAGACAAGUGCUAAGGAAAAUAUCAAUGUUGAGGAGAUGUUCAUGGCUAUCACACGUCAGGUCUUACACACCAAAAAGGAGCGGAAAGAAAAACAGGCAGGACAAAAUAGCGAUACAGUGAAUCUUCGUAAACCCAAACCAAACAAGAGACAGAAGUGUUGUUAGCACAUUCACACCAACACCAAUGCCCAAUGUACAGCCUAUGUGUAAUUGUAUAGUAUUCAUUUAAUUGUAUUUGCUUUAUUUUAAAAAGUUAUCAAUUCCAUUGUAGAUAGUUUGAUUGGAGAGAGAUUAUAAUGCCAUAAUGUGUAUAGUUAAGUAAAACGUGUUGUAACCGAUGUAUUAUUGUUCUAGAUAUUAUCAUUAUCUAUAUUCACUCUUAUGUAUGCUAUGCGUCUGUCACAGAGAAGUAUGAACAAAAAUAAUUUUCAGCUCAACUCUUAUGGUCUUGCUCAAUGAUCAUUUAUUGUGUGCGUUGCUUGAUUUUGAUUGAAUUUUAAUUUCUAUUAUCUGUCAAUAUUUUGACGUUAAUAAAUUUUGUAAUAGUUUUUCUUUUUAUGUUUUAAUGUUUUUUUUAUCAGUGUAAGUCAGGGUUGUUUAUUACUGCCAGUAAAAUGUUAUAUAGCUUAAAAUUCAGUUGUUUAAGAGCAAAUGUAUAUGUUAAAUGUAUAAGAUAUUAAUUUGAAGAUUCACAACAACUGUUAUAUUGAAUAAGAAUAUUGUAUUCAAAAGUAAGUACAUGUUUUGCCCACUAAGGUCACAUCAUAUUUUUUAAGGUUAAAAAAAAACUGUAUUGCAAAUUUCUAAUUGUAUGUAUAUUUUAAACAUUUUAUUUGCUUUUUUUUAGGAUAAUAUGCAGAUGAUACUGAAGUUUCAGGAAAAUGUUACACUAAGAAUUAAAUGUUAUGAUACAAAAACUAACUUAGUUGUUAAUUAAAAAAAUAAAACAUAUUAUGAAUAUUUCGUAAAUUUGUUACAAAAUAUUUUUGUUUAAAACAACAUUCAAAUUACAUGUUUUGAGCUGUGUAGUAGUAGUUGAACAGUAAUAAUAAUACAAGAAGUUUGGUAAAUCUAAUUGUAAUUAUAGUAAUUGAUGUUAAUUUAUAUGUUUAAUUUUAUAAGGAUGGUAAAUUUAUAUGUUUUUCUAAAGAGUACAAUGCAGGGUUGGUCCAAGGGCCUGAAUCAGCCUCUAAACCUUGAAGUAUCACAAGUCGGAAGUUAACUUCAUAAGACUAAUAACUUUAAAAGUAAAAUUCCUUUUAACUCAAUUUUAAAUAUUAACAAUUACAAAAAUUCAAGUUACCAGUAACAGAUGUAUAUGUGUAAGAAUAUGUGUUAAUGUCCUGGUGUCAAGAUGAAUAUGUAUGUAUUUUAUUUGUUAUAUUUUGUGGAGUAGUUGUCAACAUAUUUUUUUAAAUAAUAAUAGAACUAGUUAAUUAUUUCAACAAACAUAAUUGAUUUAGCAUAGAUAUCACAAUCAUAACAUUUGGCUUAACCUUUAGGAGAUCUGUGUAACAGUUUUGGCCAACUAAAUAACAAAUUUCAUUUCUGGUAUAAAUGUUCAAUAUAGGAACGUAUGUUUAAUGUGUGUCAAGUAACAGGACAAAUAGAGUAAUCGUUCAAAAAUAUUGGUUGGUUGCUUUUUAAGAGUUUUUCAAUAAAAACAUCUUGCUCGCAUUUGCAAUAUAUCUAUUGACCACCAUAGGUUGAUCUAACUGUAUAUGACUAAGGUUGUAUGUCUGGCUUAGUUUUUAUGGAAGUUGUAUACUUCAAGUAUGUUAUUAUAUGAAAUAAACAGUAGUUUAUUUAUAAAUGCUUACUGUUUAUGUAAAGGAGUUAGGAAAUAGCUUAAGCAACGCAAUACGAUCAUAUUUUUGGAAUGAAAGUUUCUGUAAUUUAUCAGAAAAAAGAAAAUGUUUAAGAGUUUUUCUACAUAAGAACAAAAAACAAAUUUAUCAUUUUGUUAUUUAAAUUGACACUUUUUUGAAAUGUAUGCAUGUAUAGUGUUAUUUUAUUUAUAUUUAUUUUGAGUUGGCAGCCUCAUAUAAAAAUUUGUAGGGAUUUGACAGCUUUGUGUAGAGUAGUCUUUUUGGUACUUCAAAUUUAAUUAACGGUAACUAAUGACCAGUUUAAUACUUAUAAACGGAAACACACACACACACACACACACACACACACACACACACUUUGUAACGCAAGCAUAUGCAUUAAGGAAAAUGCUAACGUCUGUUAAAUAGUGAAUUUCAUUUUUAUUAUUUGUAAUUUAUAUACAAAUCAAUCCUUGGUAUUGGCUGAUGUCUGACAAUGUCAGAUACUAACCCUUUAAAACCCAUUUAUUCGGGUAGUGAAUUCCUGCCAGAUCUGAAUUAAAAUACACAAAAAUGAAACAAAUGCUCUGAGAUUACUUACAUUAUAUUUAUUUAAGUUCUGAUUCCAGUUACAACUAAAUAUCUUAUGACAUUUUUGUACACAAUUUAUAAGUAUAGAGCACAAAUUAUCUAUCAAAGUUGUUUUGGUUUGGCUGGCUUUCUUUACCUCGUCAUCUCCCAUUUCACCACAUUUGUGUUCUUUAUUGUCCCCAGUUUAACGUUCACUCUAACUAUUAUCUUAGGCAAUACUUUGAGACUCAAAGAUCUCUUCAUUGCCUAUGUGCUAGGUGCCUGUCUAUUGCUUAAAAGUGCAUUUAAAUAAUUUUGUACAAGCCCAAGAGAGUUGUUUAAGUAGCAACUUAAAAAAAACUAAGCUAAAAAUAACAUAAUAAUUUAUAGAAUAUUUAUUCAUAAUUCUUUAAAAAUUACUAUCAAAAAUAUUAUUUUCAUACAACUGUAUUUAAAGCCUCUGACAAAAUCAUUUAAUAUAAUUUCCGGUUGUAAUUAGUCCCAUUUGACUAAUUCAGUAAAAUUUAAUGCUUGUCUUACAUCAGCUAAGCAGUAGACACUAAAUUAAUCUUUAAUAAUAUAACAAAUUUCCAAAAUAGUUAUAAAUAUUUAUUUGAACUGCAAUUGUAAGCAGUGCAAAGGGAUACACUAGGGUAGUGAUUUUACUUGGCGAAGCUUAAACAGUACAGAUUUCUCCUGCUAUGCAAGUGUCCAGAUAUAGUAGUCUUUUUGUGGAAGCAAUAUUGCUUGUUCCAAAUUUUUUGUCAUUGUGAAUUUACAAGAUUCUUCACCUCUUCCAAAUAGUCAAAACACUGUUUUUUCAUAUCCCUCCUUAUUUAAAGAAAUUAAAAAAUGAUGCAAGAGAGUAAUGUUGUUUAUUUUAACUAAAAAGUAUGUGUAGAGAGAUCAAAUUUAAUAGUGACACUAUUCAUUUUCUGAUUGUCCAAGUAAAUUCCGUUAGUCAAGCUCCAAGAUUUUCAAAUAACUUUAUAAUAUACUUAAUAGCUUGUCGUCAAUCUAAUUUAACAUUUCCAUCAGUAUCGAAAAUUGUCGAAUGAUCACUGCUAUGUUUGACAUUCUUUUAAAUGAAAAAAACGUGGUGUACUAGAUUUUUUUUGGAGCACUAUCCUUUCAGUGGUGGAUCCAGGGGACGGGCCCAUAGGGAUGGCUCCCCUGAGAUUUAUAAAAAGAAUAUUUUUAUGAGAAAAACUUAAUCAUUAUUGUAAUGUAAUCAUACACAAUAAAAUUAACUUUAUGAACAAAAUUUUGUCUAUGAGUAUAUUUUUCUAAACAUUUAAUUUUUUGUUGAAUUGAAAUGGAAAAUUUCCUGUUAAAGUAAUGAUAAUGGUAAACUAAAACACAGGUGGUGCCUCGAAAAAUGAGGACUGAAUCCGCCCUUGUAUUCGUUUAAGCUGUAUCAUUGUCACAAUAUAUUAGGUAAGGUUUUUUCAAAGCUAAAACCCAAAUUCAUGAGGAGAAAUACACUUUUCCCAGGUGAAUUCACUGAUUACAUGGAUGAGUAUACAUGCCGCUCACUAGUAGGAGAAAUUUCCUUAUUUUGGGAAUUUUCGGCAACCCUAUUGUAUGUAAUUUGGAUGUAAAAUGUUUUUACCUUUUUUGUAAAAGUACUGUCUUCACUUUGCAUCAUGCUGAAACGUUUUCCUCUCAAGUAAUACCAUGAAGAAAGUCUCACUCUAAACAUCUAACAAUUUUGGAACUAUUAAGUAAAUAAACAGAUAUUUUUUUCACUAUACUAAAUAUUAAAAGUUUAUACAUUUUGAAUCCAAAGAUUUGAUUGCUAAUAAAAAUAAUCAUGUAUCAUUUAUAUAAUUUUCUUGUUACUUUUACCAAAUGUUCUACAAUGAGUUUUAUUAUUUGCUGCUUGAAGUUUUAUAUACAAUUUGUAAUGUUUAUUUUAUAGUAAAUUAUGAAUAAUUAAACUGACUUUCAUUUUAAAAUUUUCAAUGUUUAAGUUUUAAAGUUCCUCAGUUCCCUUGAUUUAAGUUUAUGAAAAGCAGCUGUGUUAUGUUUGUGUCUAUAUUUGUUUGAGCUAUUACUCUCAAUUAACCCCUUAUAAAACACAUUUCCUUGGUUUCCUAAAGACAUGAUUACCAAUCACUGUGUAGUACAUUGUUUAAGAUGUUUUGUGCAUUAUAAGAUGUUCAAUCCAGCUGUAUAUUUUGUGUUUAAUUUUAUUUAUGUGUUGGACCAAUAUAUGAAAGUGUUAAUUUUUACCUUAAUACAUUUAUGAGAUACAGGAUUAUGCAUGCACUUGUACAUACAUAUUUGUUGUGUUAAUCAAGAAUUAUUAUUGUUUAGUAAAUAUACAUUAAGCAGUUAUACAAUUGUAUGCUUACCUUGGGGAUGUUCCAUAUUUUUAUACUCACUGUCUCACAUUGAAUGAGGAAUUGUUGAUAUUUUGUGACUAGCUGGUUAUGGUUUGAAUUAUAAAUUCUAGAUAUGAUGAAUUCAGAAUUGUAAAGUUUGAAUAAAAUUAACAGUUCAAUAUUAAACCCAAAAAUAAAUAAUACAAUAAUCUAUAUAAAGUAAUAAAUAGAAGAAAGAGUACCAGUUUCAUCCUCACCUUUUAUCAACAGUUUACUCCUUAUUUUUCAAUUUAUGUCAGUGAUUCCUUAUGAUUUUUGUGAUAUAAUUCUUUCUGGUCUGUACCAACCAAUAGAAUACCUUGGUUAUGGUUUGAGCACAAAUACAACAACCAAUUAAAAACAGAAAAGAAAAAAAUUGUAAACAUAACUUUCUUAACAUUAUAAAGAAGCUGUCAUAUCCAGAUCAAAGGGGUACCACAUGUUUGGUGUAACAUAAAUCCCAAUACCACGUCAUACUUUAAAAUGCUCUAAGCUUAUCGAUGUAAUAUGUGUAAUACAAAAUUAUGCUUUAUAUCGCGAUAUAAUUGAACUGUCAACAACAUGACAUUGCUUUAAAUAGAGGUGGGUUGUUCCAACUGGAAUUCCCAUGUUGCCACAACAAUAAAGUAAAAGGUUCCAUUGGAACUUUUGCAACAAAGGCAAUUUAUUACAAUGGUUUUUUGGACUAGUACUGCUACUGGAACGAUUAGAAAACGGUGACUCUUAUAUAUUGCAACGAGUCCAGUGAGGCUAUAUAGUAUUUUCUUGCUCUUUUCUUCUUCCUUCAAUUCUAUCUCUUAACACUAGAGAUUGUAUUUCUAUUUAGAAAUGUAUAGUUAAAUUUCAGCACCUGUAAUAAAGUUUUUAUAAUAUUUCUGUAAUUUUAAUCUCUGGUGUUUAAUAAUUUUCCUGUGUUUGUAAUAAUCAUUAGAAUUUAAACCACUUAUUUUAAUUGGUAAGUCCUUUAACGUAAUAAUGUAUCAAUGAAACAAAUCUGAUAUCGUGAAAGAAACAGGAUUUUUCUGGACAUUUGUCAUUGUUCAGUGAUAAAAAAAAGUAACACAACGUUUUCAGAUUGCAAUCUUAUUUCUUCCUAGGGUAGAUAAGUAACCUAACACAUAACUACAAUCUAGGUUAAAAUAAACAAAUCAUACCAGAGCAUUGUGACACGCACAAGUCAGGAAUCACAACCACCAUAUGUGUCAACACAAAUUACUCUAAAGACAUGCACUUAAUGAAAACUAAACACAAUACUAAUCAUUAAAACUGAACCACAGAUAUGGUUAAAUUGAUAUUUAAUUUUAUAUUUAAUUAAUAUUUAAUUAAAUUGAGACUUGACGUAAUAAAAUGAAUAUGGCAUUCCGUUGCAACAGAACUUUUAGCCAGAACUGCUCCACGGCUGUCGAGAACUUGUUACUAAGGUUCUGCAAUUGGAGUGGCUUGGCACACCUCAAGUCUCUAUAUUACGAAAAUCAGGAUAACCUGUCAUUGAGGUUGGCUGUCCUCUGAAUGAACAGUGUCAAGUCUUUUUGUUGUGCAUGAUAGUUUGGUGUAGUAUCUGGUUGUCUCGUGUUUCAUGAUGAGUUUAGAUCUCACAUUUUGCUGUUAGUGGAAUUACAAUUUAUUUUUCAGUGCAUCUCUGUGAAUGUUGCAAUGUCUGAGCAAGGGCAGGCAUGUUUUACAUCCGUCCUACUUGAGGUAGCUGGUGAAUUAAAAUAGAUCAAUUUCUGAAUGUGGAUUUUGGAUGUCUGGAUAUGAAAGAUUCUUUUAUGAAAAUAAUUACACUCUUCAUACUUCUAAAUUAUAAGUUAUGACACUAAAAUAUUACAAAUAAAUUGUAUUUAUGUGUUUAAACUAUAUUGUUAGUUAUAGAGUAUAAACAAAAAUAACUUUUAUUAUUAAAUGCUGUUAUCAGUGUGAAUCUUUUUCUUAUUUUUGGUUUUUACUGUACACUAUUUCAAAUUUCUAAGAAUAUUGAAUCUAAGGAUUCUAGGCUAGGUUUCUUUGUUUAUAAUAUACAUAAUAUGCACAAUAAUUCAACAAACAUAAAUCUAUAUUACCUUUUAUAAAUUAUACCACCAAAAGUGUUUUUAUUCACACUGUGUUCUAGUAAAAUCGUACUAUUUUACAAUUGAUGUAGUACAAUUUUGCUGGUUUAGUUAGUUGGUUUUUAAGACCUAUUUCAUGAUCGUACUGAAGUUGGCAAGAUUUUAAAUUGUUUAAGUAUUGUAAAUUCUUUAUUGGAACUCAAUUAAACCCUAUGAUUGAAUAAUAGUCUUUUUACCAUAAUCAACCUAUUUAUCAUAUAUGUUUUAAUCUGUUGUACUUUAUUGCUUUUUUUUGUUUAUUUUGGUAUAAUUUGAAUGAUUAAAAAUUUUUAUUAUUAUAAUUAUUGUAAAAUAGAUUAAGAUUUAUAUACUGUAGGUGUAUAACAAUAAUCUGCAAUACAGUCAAGCAUUUAUAUAACCUUUUAAAGUACAAACUACAGAAUAUUCUGAUAAGCAAAUUAAAUUUAAAAGUAAAAUUAUUAUUAAUUUGUUGUUUAAAUCUUUCAGAUAUCAAUCAAUCAUUAUAGCUAUUCUAAGUUAUUUGCAAUUUAGUGAUUUAUAUUAGCAUUAAAAAAUUUCAAUGUAUGAAUGAGUUGCUUAAUCUCCCAAUGUAGAGUUGUUUCUCUUAAGUUAAUCGGACAAACCUACACUGUGGCUACAUUACUAACUUACUAGUGUCCGGCUAGGAGUCAGUUUCUUAAUUUUACCCAGUGCUGUCUUACUAGCCACUUCCUGUUGUAGUGAUGAGCCAUUGAAAUUGAUCUGAUUAAAAUCUGUAUGAGAUUUUAGGAUCUAUACUAUGACACUUUGGACCCAUAAAUAAUAAUUCUAACUGAUGAUAUUUGUAUAAAUUUAUGUAAUGGAUUAUUCAUUUCCAAAAUUUCCCCAAAAUAUGGGAAGGGACCAACCUCUUGCGUCACAUAUUUUAAUUGAUAGUCUUUACACUGUCAUUUGUUUUAUGAGCAUGACUGAAAGGCUUUUAAUAUUGACGUUUUUAAUACUUCCACAGAAUUUUAUUUUAAAAGCGGUUUUGCCAGAUAGGGUUUUGCUGGUGAAAGUGCUUUGGAUGUAAAAUUUUGUGGAAGUAAUAAAAAUGUCUUCAAUACUAAAACCAUACCACUUCCAUCAAGCAUGCAACGUAGAAAAUGAAAGGCUUUUAAUGAAAUAUAUUACAUUCAGGUUUGUAAUUUGCAAUGAAAUAUAUGAUUGUAAUAAAACAUUUUCCAUCCAACAAAGAUGCUUGAUAAUAAUCACUUUAAUCCCAAUAAUAUCUAUUUUUUCUAAAUAUUUUGCAGUGUAAACAGCAUAUACAUAGGCUAUUCAGAAAGUAGAUUACUUAUCGCUCUGUAGCCGCUAGGGGCGGGUCUAUAGUGGCCAUUUUGAUGUCAGGGCGUUCCGCUGUUCAGUGGCUAUCCAGAAGUGUUAGCGAGAAGUUACUGUUUGUCCUUGUUGAUUUACAAUAGCAGUUUAAAAUAUGUGACGCUAUUGAAUAUCCCGCAAGUUGUGAAGUGUGGUUGGUAAUAUGGUUUUUGUUGGCUAAGCACAAUAAACCAAUUGAGAUUUAUCGCCAACCCUGUGAAGUUUAUGAGAACGAUGUGGUUACUGAAGGUGGAGUUUGUCAGUGGUGCAUUAGAUUGUUUAAGUGGCCGAACUAAUGUACAUUAUGACGAACGAAGUGGACGGCCAUGCAUUGUGACCGAAAUUGUUUCUAAUGUCGAUGAGAAGAUUAAAGAAGACCGCCGAUUUACAGUAACAGAACUUUGACUUAGUUUUCCUCAGAUUCAAUUUAAGGAGUUUAUUACACGAAAUUGUUACGCAGAAGUUAGGUUAACAUAACUUUUGUGCACGAUAGAUAGCGAAAAUCUGAACAGAAACACAUAAAAAUCAGGCUGCUUCAUUGACAUUUUUGGACACUUUCGAAAAAGAUGGUGACAUUUUUAGUAUAGUAAAUUCGGCUGCUCGAUCAAAUCAUUACAGAAGACGAGAUGAGUAUAAUACAUGAAUUGCGGAACCAAAUUAUAGCGUAUAGAGUGCGGGUACACACAUACACAACGUGGAACUGCAGGAGGAUUUGACUACCUGGUUGAAGUCUCAGGCAGCAGAAUUUUAUAACGCUGAAAUUCGAAAACUAGUUCGCUAUGAUUAUUAGUGCCUAAAUUUGUAUGGUGACUAUGUUGAAAAAUGGUUUUGGAAUGUCACUUUCAAAUGUAUAUAACACAAUCUUUUUCUUCUACUUUGUUUUUUGUUUAUAUGAAAAUGUAAUCUACUCUCUGGAUAGCCCUUGUAUAAUAUCAGUUUAUGUCAUCUAUUGCAAAAUUUGUCUAGUAUAUUAGGUAUAUUAAAAUAUAAAUUAUUAAAAGUAAUGUUUUCAAACAAUGUUAUCAAAUUAAUAGCAAAUCUUUACAUAGGAUUGUAUAGCAUCUAAACUAAGAUUUUAAAUAAUGCUAUAACUACGCUCAUUUCAAAUUCGAAGUCUCUUGGAAUGAACAUUUUACCGAUGAUCUUGUGAUAUGUUUUAACUUUUCUAUUAACUUUACUAUAUGGGAGCAGAUGUUAUUGUGCAGUUUUAGAGGUCAUUGUAUUCUGCAAAAGUUGAAUACUUUCAAAUGAGAACAUGUUACAUAUUGUAAUAUAGAAUCUCCAGUAAAAGUUCAACCAUGUCUCCUGUACAGAAUGUUGUAUAACCACUCUACAGAAGAGUUGCCUCUGUUGCUCAAUGGAUGUUGUCCCUAACAGGAAUGAAAAAUUGUGUGAUAGGAAAGUUAGGAAUGACUGGAAGAAGUUAAGAACAAAAUGCCUGGUAGCUACAUCACCAGCUAAGGGAAAACCCUUGCAGACAGGACCAAACCCAAAUCAGAGAAUUAUUUCAGAACUUCAACUGCAAGGAUGAUAUAUCUUUUGAGGGACUUAAGGUUUCCAAAAGAGUGUAAUUCUUUGAGAGUUAACACAUCCCCUGCGGAAAAUGAAGCAACACGAGAACCAAAAUGUGAAUAAAUACCAUUUGUCUAAAAACAAUCACGUCUAGAUAUCCAAAAAGUUCAUUGAAAAUAUUCAGGAACCCUUGUUGACUGGAAUUUAUGACAUCAUUUCCGGAGCUCGAAUUCCAGUCCGCUGCUGCUGGUAUCUGUCCUCAUCCAGUCCAUAUUUAAUACUGUACUGGUUUUUUAGCCCCCAUCUCCAGUGACAUUCUCAAAUCAGUUUAUGUUUAUUUUUAAAUAUUUAUUUAUUUAAACAAUUUGUAUUACUGGGCUCACACGGAGGCAAUGAAUCAGAUGGUAGGGGGGCCUGAAUUCCUAGCCAAUGCAGCAAUGUGCUAAAGAAAACUUCGGUUAGAAAUGGAUGUGGUUAAUUCUAGACAACUAGGAGACUUCUCAUUGUUUCAACAUCUUUUGGCUACAGCAGUAUUUUAUCUCUCAGAUAAAUUAAAAGCCAGUGAGGAAUAUCCUUGGCUAAGUGGGACAUCUUGAAAUGAAUACAGAAAUAAAAAUAUAGGUCUUGUGAAAUCGGUAGUCUGUCCUCUUUUACCAAAAAUGUAAUAUAGCAUUUGAAUGAAAACGUGAGAACAUUAACGCCAAAUUUUAGUACAGGUGGUCCUUAGUGUGAAAAUGCAAGAAAUACUGAUCUACAUAUUUAAUUGAAUUAGUAUAGAUUCUAUGUGCUUAUUUCAGAUUUAUUUAAUAAAAAAGACAUUAUAAGCAAAAUUAUUAUUUCAAGUCAAGACUUAAAACGACACUAGUAAGUUGAAUUGACUAUAAUUAACAACUAAGGGUUUAUUAGUUAUAAGCUAUAGAAUCUGGUUUCUUACUAUAAUUUAUAACAUGUUUUUAUUGAGUAUUAUGGAAUUACAGAUUCAAACCAUGAGAACUUAGGGGUAUGACUAUUUUAAUUUAGUUUCUUCAUUUAUUGUCAUACUUUCUAACACGUACGUUAUCUUAAGAAAAUAAUGUGUAGUUUGUUAAGUAGUGAUGUUUGUAUAUUUCGCUGAUGUUAAUUUUACACUCAAUAAUGUACAUAAUCAUAAUUUCAACAAUAUAUUCUCCUAUAGAUACAACCUUCGUUAAAUAGAUAUUUGUUUUGUGUAUUUUAAAUUUAAAUGAUACAAUAAUAUUGCUCAAUGCCACAAAAUUACCUCACUCGGUAAGAAAAGCGAAACGUUAAAUACAGAUAAGCAUUUGAAAAUAUCUUUUAUAUUCAUGUGGAUUUUAUCCAUACAUAUUUAUAUUUAGGUGAAUCAUAAUCUAAAAAUAAGUUUUUAGAAUUAGGUUCAAACUAGGAAACUUAUUCCUUCUUAUAUAAAAUUUAUUUUUUUAAUUGACAUUUAAAUUAAAUGCAUUAAAUGAAUGUGUAAUUAGAGAUAGCAAAAAGUAUACAAUAAUGUAUUAACUAAUACCAUUAAUUACACUUCUAAUUAAUUUCAAAGCCAAAUUUAAAAAAAAUGAAAUAAAUAGCUUAUUAUAGACUUUACAGUGGUAAUGUUUUAAAUUACGAUUUCUAAUGAUUUCUAUUUAUGAGGUGAUAUAAUGGUUUUUUAGAAGGUAAUUUUUGAUGAUUGCCUUAGCACUUUUUAUAAAUAUAAAUAUAAACACUUUUUGUAACAGUAAAAUACAAUUUAGGUGUGCAACAACACUAUCCUUUUAGUCAGAAAUGUUAUUUUCGAAAGAGUACAGUAGACCGUUUUGGGAAUAUAGUUGAAAAUUGAAUUUUGAACUGGCUGAACAUGUUUUUGUUAGCUUAAGAAAUUGUGUUCCAUUUAGUGUUAUGAUUUUUUAAUAUUCCAGUCUUUAAAAAAGGGCAUUCAUUAUAAGUGUACUAUUUCCAAUUUGUGUUUUAUCUUAGGUAUAUUGUCUUUAUUCCUUUGAACCAUUUUAUGUUGUAUUGUAACUAUAUAAGAAAUAGUUAUAAACAUUAGCAAUACUGUAGAGUGAAAUAAACUACUGAAAUACCUUAUGUUUUCAAAGCAAAGCCGUGUGUUAAGAAUGAUUCAAAAGACCUAUAAAUAACUAAGAUUAUGAUCUAGAAUAAUGUUUAUCUUAAUAAAUUUACUGUCCAUUAAAAAAAAUAUGAAUUGUGUAAUUUAACAGAUACAAAAUUAUAUACAGUGUGGUGCAAAAGUAACUUUACAAAGCAACAUUGAUAAAGCAAUAGGUUAUUAAUCAUACAAGGACACUAUGUGCAUGCUUUUAUCUUCCUGGUUUUUAAAGAAUUUUCUUUCAAUAAUUUAAUUCAUGAAAAACAAUCAUUAUAAAACACAUGGUGAUUAAUAGGAUUUUGGGUAUUUGCCCUCAUUAAAUGUUACAGAAAUAGAAUGCUACGUUUUGUUUAUAUGGUUAAUAAUGAACAAAACAUGUCGACACCUCAAUGAUAGAUUCCAGUCCUUGAAAAGCAGUAUUCCUUUUUAACUUAAAACAAACAGUAUAAACUUAAAGCAAAGAGAUUUAUAAAAUGUUCACAAUGCAGAAAUUUAUCUUUUUCGUUAUGGUUAUUAAUCACAAAAUGUAGGUAACAUUUUUAAUAAAAAAUCUUAAAGUUUUGAGAUAGUAUUCACUUUUUUUAUUUAAUUACUGCCAGCCUUACAGAAUUUAGCAUUGUUAUCAAAUUUAAUCAAUGAUUUAUUCCACCAAAAUUUUCAAAAUUUUUGUGGAAGUAAUUAGCACCUUAUGUAUGGCUCAUUUACUUUAUAAAGCUGUUGAUGGGUUGCAUUUUUAGCUAAUAUCUAUGAAUUUGUUAAAAACUAUUAGUAUCCUCCAGUGUUAUUUUAAAAGAAACAUUUUUGAUUGUUAAUUACAAUCAUUAAUCUGAUGAAGUUAAGAUUGCAUAGUUACUUAGUUAAUUAAAAAAGAUCCUCCUCUUUGUAUACUUCUAGUUCUUAAAUCACUACUCACUCUGUGGAAUAUUAAUGAGACCGUAUGUUCAUAUAAUGUUCACUUAGGACAAUAUGAGGAAACCCCUAAUUGCACUUAGUAAUAAAAAGAUCUUUGUGCUCCUUCCAGAGUGAUAGGAUAUUCAGGGUGGGUAAGGUUGGGGUUAGGGGCUGCCUCCUGUCAUGAUACUGUGAGGAGGAAUAACGGGCUUUCUCUCAGUCAUGUCACCUUGGAAGAAAGUGAGGUUAACUUUUUCCAGCAUCUUCUAGUCUAAGCAAGCUGGGAAAAUGUAUACUCCCUCAUAUAUAGGCUUUAAAAAGCCUUUAACUUUAAGGAAGCCCCAUUCAUUCCAAAAGUCAUCCUCCACCGUAAACUAGACCUAUAAACCAGCCCUGUAUUUACGCAUAUGGGUCAACAUUUGUGGUUGUGAUGUGGCACUCCUGGUCAUUCAUUUGGUUACUUAGAUUUAUGUGACACAUUGAUUUUUGCCCUACCCAGAAUAGGCUUUACUGGCAUGUAUAAACAAGCCAGACGUGAAUCUCCUGGGGGAAUGAAACCGUAUAGUGUACCCAUAUGAUUUGUAUAUAAUACAGGUAGUUUAAAAACAAUUUGUUCGAUUAAAACAUAAAAAUACUUUAUUGACUACAAAAAAGUUUCUAUUGAUAAUUUAACUUUAGUAAAUUUGCUUAGUAAAUUCCCACAUGCUUCUGAGUUGAUACCUAUACAGUGGUUUAAUCCCUUCAGACUCAGUACUUCAUGCCUUAAUUGAAGCAAGGCUGUAACUAUUUGUUUAGUGAGAUAAUUAAAAAAUGUUGGUGUUGUACACUCGAUUUAGUAUAAAAAAUAUUAUGCAGGGUUAUUUCAAGAGAUAAAAUGGUCUUGGGAUCGAUCCAUUCCAUAUCAUCUGAUCCAGCGUUCUUGAAAUUGUAGGUAUAAAAGUGGAAGCCGUCUAAAGAUCAAUGAGAACACUAGUUUUUACAUUCUCUACCUGUGGAAUAGCAUGUUUUUUCAACAAUUCUUUUUUUAUACUGCUUCUGGGGUAAUAUUCUUAUAAAUAAAACUGACACAAUACUUUGUCCAACCAUAAUCAAUAACAUAAGUAAAUCUUCAGUGUAUCUUUCAUUCUCAAUAACAGUAUUUUGGUCCUAUACUCUGUUAUGUCUAUUCAAUUUUUACUUGGAUGAAGAUAAGUUAAGUAAAAAUUUAUUUAGAUCCAUCAAUAAAUCAUACGUAAACCAGAAAUGGGGAGUUUUCAUCAAUACGACCCUGCAUAACUAUUGCAAAUGAUUUAUGGUGUAGUUUGUUGUCUGUAGAGUCUUUUAAAGUUUUUUAACAAUCGCAAUGUAUACAUGUGGGGCGGAGCCUUUUCUGUACAUAUUUAUAGAGUGUUCAUUUAGGAUCGUUUAGAUUAUGGUCAAAGUAAACACAGUUCUUCAAACAUUUUCUGGGAAGUGGUAUGGAGGAUGUUGCACGGGAUAGAGGUUCUGUGUUUUCACUCUACAAACAUUCCUUCUGACCUUUGUCUAAGAUUCAGUUUCUAAAAAUAUAUACAUUGAGUUUUUUUCAAUUGUUGAUUUUGUUAGGUUAUAACUAAAGAUUAAAGCUGAUUGAAACUAUAGCUUAUUAUCUUGGAUGAUGUGAGACUGUAGCCUCGGUUGUAGUAAUAAUUUGUAGAAAGUUCCUAUAAUCUCCAACACUAUAACAUUGGUUUAACUCGCAGCUUCAUAUUACUUGCAAGUACAUUUUCACCAGUACAGUUCCCAUGAUUAAUUCAUUCUGUUACAGAAAUGUGAGUUUACUUUUGUACCAUUCACAUAUCCAAUUUGCAAAGCAAACAUUUUGGUAUGGUUUUACUAAAAGCUAUUCAUCAAAUUACAAUUUACUUCAUGUUAACUUUUUAUGUAAUAUGUGCUACUUCAUCAGAGGAAAAAAUUUGACUAACUCCAAAAUGAAUUUGGAAACACAUUUAUGUUGCAUUCUUACACACUAUCACGGACAGACUGAGUAUGUUUUGGUAGAUGUAAUUGGCUCUGUUGUAAACAAUGAACGAGUAAUAAUUAAUGUAAUUGGCUGCAAUUUUUCCAUCCUUUUUAUGGAUAUGAAAAUCACAAUAGGACUGAGAAUGGAAAUCUCACUUGUUUAUCAGAUCUUAUUAAAAAAAAAAAAAAAAAAAAAAAAACAUUCACUACCAUCAAUGUUAUGCAGUCAUUGAUAACAUGUAUGAGGCCUGUUCAAAAAGUAUCGGACCUUCUGUCCUCCCACUUAAACGAAUAAAGUGCUGGCGGCCAAGCUUAGUGGGCAUGUGGAGGGGACUGUCAUGUGUAUGCAUGCACUCUUUCCUAUCAUGGCAAAGCUUCAGUCGCCGGCAGUCAGCCUUUAGUAGUGUAGACCUCUCUAAUGUGCUCGGUGGUUUUUAUCAAGUUAUAAAAUGGCAGAAAAACUUGAGCAGCAUUUCUGCAUAAAAUUUUGCCAAAAGUUUGGCCAUUCACAAAUGGAAACAAUUCGCAAGAUUCAACAGGCUUUUGAGGAGUCUGCCAUGAGCAGUACUCAAAUAAAAAAGUGGUAAAAUCAAUUCAAAAAUGUUCAAACAAAAAUGUAAUGUGAAUCGUGUCCAGGCCGUAGAUAAGCCGGAGUGAGUGUUAGUAAAAUAAAUUAUGACCACACUUGUAUUGUUUCCAAAAAUGUCAAGCAGCCACCACUGAUCAAUCGUAAGGUCUGAGCUUUUCUCAACUUAUUGUUGUGUUAGAGUAACAAGUAACAAUCAUCACUCCUACAUCAAUAUUUUAGAUUUUAUUUGAGAUUUUAAAAAUAUGUGAAAUGUACAAUUUUAUUUGAUAAUAAUAUCACGUGAAAGUUAUGUAAAAAUAUACACUUGUGAGAAGAUUUUUAUUUUUCUCAAGACAGUUUGAGGGGGAACCUGGCCACCCUGAAUACACCAUUUAUCUGCAAUCUAAACCACCACAGGAAGACCUUCUUUAUACACUAAUAUAACCUGUGCUUGUAUGAAUUCUCAGGUUUGCCUUAGAUUUAAUAGACAGGUUCUCAUAAAAAUAUUUGAAAUAUUUUCAUUAGUGGCAAGUUCCAUGCAAAUAUAACUUUUCAGCAUUCCUAAAUUCAAUAUUUUCCCGUUAUAAGUUCAUCGUGCUGAAUGAACAUAUUGUAAAGAUGAAAUCUAUUUUGUCUCUUAACUAAAACACAAAAUUGAAAGUGUUAUUUCAAAAUUUGUAAACAUAUUCAUAUUUAUUAGUCAAUUAAUCAAUAGAAAUAUAUGUAUAGUUUUACUUAUUUAUUAGUUAUAACCACUACCAAUAAAUAUAUUUUCAACAAAUAUUUUGAAAUUUUUGUGAUUUAUUUCACAUUAUUUUGACGUCUCAUACAUUUUUCACAUGCUAAUGCACAAAUUGGUUUUGCUUCAUUAGUUAAACCAUGAGAAAGGUACUAAUCAAGACAGUUUUCAUGUUUUUAAACAUUAAUUUUGUAAUCAAUGGCAUUACAUUAUUUAAAAGGCACCUAACUUAAUUUUUAAACCACAUGAACUUAUUUAUAUAUUUUAAAAUUUAUUUCACUAUGUAUCAUCUUUAAAGAUUAUACUGUUUAUGUUUGUUAUAUAAUAUUUCAAGCUCUUCCUCUGGCAUUCCUGUUUAUUUUCUUGUUGCAAUAAAAUAUUGAAUGGA
Molecule: messenger RNA, 17142 nt
Organism: Homalodisca vitripennis (glassy-winged sharpshooter)
Lineage: Eukaryota; Metazoa; Arthropoda; Insecta; Hemiptera; Cicadellidae
Gene: Rab35
Product: ras-related protein Rab-35
Exons: 5
Coding region: 375-980 (201 amino acids)
Biological process (GO): endocytic recycling
Cellular component (GO): plasma membrane; endosome membrane
Molecular function (GO): GTPase activity; GTP binding
Source: RefSeq, a predicted model, not a curated record